Molecule: messenger RNA, 1995 nt
Organism: Eimeria mitis
Lineage: Eukaryota; Apicomplexa; Conoidasida; Eucoccidiorida; Eimeriidae
Exons: 3
Coding region: 1-1995 (664 amino acids)
Source: RefSeq, a predicted model, not a curated record
AUGGAGGCCACCACUGGAUUGCCUGAAGCAGAUGAAAACCAGGAAGCAGCCGGUGAAGCGCCGGAGGCAGCAGCAGCAGCAACAUCAGCAGCAGCAGCAUCAACAGCAGCAGCAGCAGCAGCAGCAGCAGCAGCACCGCUGAGGGGCCUUUCGUAUGAACAGUGGUCAGAAGGAGAGUGGAAGGAGACGGCGCGGGUGGGGCAUCCAAUGCAGCAGUUCUUUACCUCUCACCAGCUGCAGCAGCAGCAGACGCAGCUGCAGCAGCAGCAGCAACAGCAGCAGCAGCUGCUGCAGCACCAGCAGCAACACCAGCAGCACCUGUACGCACAGCUCAGCACCGUCGCACGAAGCCUUUCUAACCCCUAUGGCCUCAGCAGCGAGACAGGCAGCUCUACGCGCCGGCACCUGCAGCAGCAGCAGCAGCAGCAGCAGCAGCAGCAGCAACAGCAGCAGCAGCAACAGCAACGGAACGGUGGUUUUUUGCCUGCAGCCCCGUCGACCUCUAUGCAGCUGCAGCUGAGGAAUGUCUACAGCAGCAGCAGCAGCAGCAGCAACAGUCAGCAGCGGUAUCAGCAGCAGCAGCAGCUGCAACAGCAGCAGCUGCAGCAGCAGCAGCUGCAGCAGCAGAAGCACACACAAAGCUGGGUAAGUGAAGAAGGCAUCCGAUGCCUCCAGGAAGAGCGCGUGGCUGCUCUGCUGCAGCAGCAGUUGCAGCAGCAGCAGCAAUUGCAGCAGCAACAGCUGCAGCUGCAGCAGCAGCAGCAGUUACAGCAGCACCAGCAGCUGCUGCAGCUGCAGCAGCAGCUGCAGCAGCAACAGCAGACUCCACGUCGAUUGCCUACGGGCACCUGGCUUCACCAGCGGCAGCAGCAAACUGCUGCAUACCCUCAGCAGCAGCAGCAGCAGCAGCAGCAGCAGCAGCAACCUAGGAGCCACGUAAUCCAGAGCAGCAGCAGCAGACCAGCGCGCGGGUCGCAGCAAGCGUUACGCAGCUCAGCAGCAGCAGAAGCAGCAGCACGAGCAGCAGCAGCAGCAGCAACAGCAACCCUGCAGCAGCAGCAGAAGCAGCAGACGCAACGGUGGAUGGGGGCGCAAAGGCUGAGGCCUCUGCCUACUCCCACACACGAGCAGCAGCAGCAGCAGCAGCUGCUGCAGCAGCUGCAGCAGCAGCAGCAGCACAAACUGCAGCAGCAGCAGGCAGCACAUGCAGUGGUUGGGUUCCCCCCCCGCGCUCCUCUGCAGGCUGCUGCUAAGCCAUCUGUGCGAAGCAGCAGCAGCAGCAAGCAGCAGCAGCAGCAGCAGCAGCAGCAGCAGAAGCAGCCCCGGACGCAGCAGACAGGAAAGGAAUUAGCUUCCAAGGGUUCUAUACGUUGGGCUUAUGCAGUGCAACUAACGCAGCAGCAGCAGCAGCAGCAGCAGCAGCAGCAGCAGCAACAGCAGCGGCAGUUGCUGCUGCAGCAACAACAGCACCCUGGAAGCCCACAGAGGCAACAUGAUCUGCAAGUGCCUGCUGCUGUUGCUGCUGCUACUGUUGCUGCUGCUGCUGCUGCUGCUGCUGCGCAGCAGCAGCAGCAGCAGCACUCGCACGUUAUACCACGAAGGGGCCAAUACAGAUUCCAUUCGCAGCAGCAGCAGCUGCAGCAGCAGCAGCAGCAGAGCCUGCGCAGCCCGCAGAGAACAGUUGUGCUUCCCUCACGGGUGGAGCAAGUGCAGCAGCAGCAGCGGCAGCAACAGCAGCAGCAGCAACAGCAGCAGCAGCAGCAGCGGCAGCGAGGCUGGCAGCAGCAGCAGCAACAGCACGAGCAGCAGCAGCAACAGCGCGAGCAGCAGCAGCAGCAGCAGCAGCAGCAGCAACACGGAGACCAGCAGCAGCAGUUGAACUGCGCAGCGAAUAUACAAACUCUGACUGAGGAAGACCCCACCAGGCCAACAGCAACAGCAGCAGCAGCAGCAGCAGCAGCAGCAGCAACAGCAACGCGAUGCCUCUUCGAUUGA